GAGGAGAAAGAAACGCGCGCCGGUGUGGGUGCCCGGCAGAGAUCGGCCGGGCGAGCCGGCGGAGUGUCGUGGAAGCGUUUUCUCCCCUGUGCCAGCGGUGUGCGCGCGCGCGCGCGGAGGCGAUGCUAGGCUGAGGGAUCGGCGGCGCUGUUCUUCCUCCCUUCUCCACCUCCUCCUCUUCAUCGCUCGUCCCAGCUGGUCUCUUCCCAGCGCAUCAUCGGGAUCAGGGUGCCGCUGCUCCGCUGGCGGCGGCUCGGCUCGGCGACGGGAUGGCAGAGCAACUGUGCUCCGAGCGCCAGAUCCCGCUCAUCCAAAAGGAUAACCUCUUAAAGAGUCCCGGGAGCUCUUCGAGCGACCUGGGCGCCCGGCUGGGCUGCGCGCUGGCGUCGCAGCUGCACCUGAAGCCGCCCUCGCAGUUCCUCUCGACCGCGGGCCGCGGCCCGCUCUCGUCGGCGCUCUCCCAGAGGCUGUCGCGCGCCGUCGCCGGCGCGGCGAGCAGCUCCAGCGCCAUGUGGGACAAGUCCACCUCGCUGCCCAGCAUCGCCGUGCAGAGGGUCGGCCUGCUGCACCACGCGCCUUCCUCCGGCACCGCGGCGGCUGCAGCGGCCGGCACGAGCGGCGGCGUCGGCUCUUCGUCGUCGUCGCGUCUCUCGUCGGCGACACGCUGCUCCUUAACGGCGACGGCCGCCGCCGCCGGCGCGGCAAACACGACGCCGGCGUCGCAGCCGGCGUCCUGCGGCGCGGCGCUGCCGCCCGUCUCGGCGGCUGCCGUCUCCUCCUGCUCGUCGUCGUCGAUGCACAGCGUUGCGUGUCGGAGCCUGAGCUGCAGCAACAACAAUAACAACAAUGGCAUGAACGGCGUCAACGGCGGCAGUGCGUCCGAACUGCGCUCAAGCUUGGACUCGGCCAUCUGCAACGGGGCACUGUCCUCGUCCGUCAACGGGCACCGCAGGAGGCAGUCGCCGGAUGGACCGAACGUCGACCCCCACGGCCGACGGCUACCCCUCUCGCCCGCCGAAGCCCUUCUUUACUACGGUAACCGGUUGAGCAGCUACGAGCGUACCGAGGUGACCCAGUACCGCGAUGUCUGGUACCUGGGCCUGGACACCAGCAAGAUCGAGUACGACGAGGGGGUCGGCCAGAACGGCGGAUACGACGACGAGACCGGCUCCUACAUCAAGGUGAUGCACGACCACAUCGCGUACCGGUACGAGAUUCUAGAGGUUAUCGGAAAGGGCUCCUUCGGCCAGGUCAUCAGGGCCUACGACCACAAGACCAAGGACCACGUCGCACUCAAGAUCAUCCGCAACAAGAAGCGGUUUCAUCAACAGGCCCUCAUCGAAGUGAAGAUAUUAGACCAUUUGAAGAAAAAGGAUAAGGACCAGUAUCACAACGUCAUACACAUGUAUGACUAUUUCUACUUUAGGAACCACUUAUGCAUCACAUUUGAACUGAUGGGAAUGAACCUGUACGAGCUCGUCAAGAACAACAGCUAUCAGGGCUUCAGCCUGAAUCUCAUCAGGAGGUUCGCCUACUCCCUUGUGCAAUGCCUGCGGCUCCUCCAUCGGGAGAGGAUUAUACACUGUGAUCUCAAACCUGAAAAUAUUCUCCUCAAGCAGAGGGGCAGCAGCGCCAUCAAGGUGAUAGAUUUUGGCAGCUCCUGCUUUGUACACCAAAGGGUCUACACGUACAUCCAGUCUCGGUUCUACCGCUCCCCAGAGGUGAUCCUUGGCCUUCCGUAUGGCACUGCCAUUGACAUCUGGAGCCUGGGUUGUAUCCUUGCCGAGCUGUACACAGGCCUUCCCUUGUUCCCGGGUGAACAUGAGGCCGACCAGUUGGCCUGCAUCAUGGAGGUGCUUGGCAUGCCACCCCCUUGCGUCCUCGAGCUGGCAACACGCAGGAGGCUCUUCUUCGACUCGAAGAACGUUCCUCGUCUAACUCAGAACAGCAAAGGAAAGAAGCGAAGACCAAACUCGAAAACGCUGGCUGCUGUUUUAGGCUGCAAUGACGAGGAGUUCGUCGACUUCCUUUCCCUUUGCCUUGUGUGGAAUCCCGACACCCGAGUUACCCCUGAUGAGGCACUCAGACACUCCUGGCUUGCCAUGCCAAAGGACUCAAGGCAAAUCUACAAGACAGUACAGGCCAUUACUGUUAAGGAGACAGAAACAGGCAACUUAUCGAACUCCUACAAGGUCUACAAGUGUGCCAGGCCAACGGAGCAGAAAAUUAUGGAGCAGAGGAAAGCCACCACAUCCAGCAGCGACACGAGCGCCUCAUCCGAGGAGUCCCCACUUCUCCCAAGCAGCUCUGGGAGCCACUGCGGUAGCCUCAGCAACGGUCACAAGUUCCACGGUGAUCCUCUCCAGGACUCCGGCACUUUCCUGCCACCCAUCCUGUGACGCCAGCUUGUCCAGGGCAGAUAGGCAAGCUGCUCGCAACCGGUCGGCUGCACCUAGGCCGAAGAGAUUGUUCCGCCACCUCCUUUUGCUGCUGCAUCAUGAACGGCGAAGAUGCCCAAAAUGUGUUUGCACCGAAGAGGGCGCAUCCCAUUUGCUGUUGGUCUACUGCGUUGCUUGCAGCCUACUUACUCCUUCUUGUUUUGUUCGUAUGUGACUUGAACGUGGGCUCUCAGUAAACUCUGGCCUAACAUGUAUACCUAUAAACCGUAUGUACACACCGAGAAACCAUGCACUUGUCCCUUGCGGCUAGCUGCGUUAAUUUAUGGCAUGACCACACCAGCAAAAAAGCAAAAAAAAGAAAAAGCAGAUGCAAGCAGUACAAUAUUACAAUCAAAAAGCCUUACUGGUCAACAUCCUUCCUGUACUUUGUCUUUUUUUUUUCCCAUGGUAACCAUUAAGUGAGAUAACGGCAACUAUUCUGCUGGGCAUUUGUAUUCAUCAUCAUCUCGCAUAGCAAAAAAAAAAACUCAUUUUACAUUGAGCUGCCACCAUUUGGUAUCGAGCACAGCUCACUAAAAAAGAUAUGGAGUUGACCUCUCAUCCACCUAGCUUGCUAGGCUCAGUGCUAUGCCCACGAUGUUCCAUGGCUAUAAUGCCCAUGUUAGUCCCAUAGCUGAAAAAUAAUUACCGUUCUCCACACGGUUUAGUGAAGCACACAUUUUUCCCACUUUCUUUCCUUUUUGUCUUUUUUUCCCCCUCUUUUGCUGGUGUGAACAUGCUUUAGAGGCGUUACGUCAUGCUGCCAAGCCUCCAAAAGAAUUUUUCAGUGCUUAAGGCCUUAUAUUUAGGCCUAAUGCACAUUGUAAGGAUGGCAGGGUUGCGCGGUGUACAAUACGAGGUCUCGAAUACAAGGUGGUGAGCAUCGUGUGGCAGCUCAAUGGUGUAUUUCAUGAAAGAAACUCUGUCGGACAUAUUAUCCUUACAGCAAUCCUUUGUCACUUAAUGUGUGUACGUUUGCCAGCUUUUAUUUUUUUCGUGACAUUUUGAGUCCUUAAUUGAGUGCACUUCCUCGUUGUACACACCACACAACCCACAACUUUCAGCGACAUUAUCAAUGUACUGAAAUCUCUGUGAUGGUCUUACAAGCUGGUGGUAUUAUAUGUGAAAAAAACAAAAAAAUUCCUUGAGAUCACUAUGUUACCCUACCUGAUGUGGUUAUUGCCUGAGCAAGACUUCCCAAUUUCAUCUUCAGGGUUGUAUAAUGGUAUCAGUAGAAAAAAAUGUGGCUGGUGGAAGCCACAUUAGACAUUUCAUAUAGUACACUAUUCUGUUCUAGAACAUAUGCCAUUCUCCCUACUUAGCAUCAAAAACCAGUUACCCUAUCAUUCGUGCUGUCUGUAGAGUCUUGGCUUCGUAAUUCCAUCGCAGUGCCAGCCAUGUUCAGUACGUCCUGUCACCAAUCAUCCAUCUGUCUGAUUUAAUAAUUUGAAUCAGUUACAGGUUGCGGCUCUGUACGUGACACUCAUGAUAUCAUCGUCUUGAAGUGCUUAUUUUGCACUAAGUUGUUGUGAUCCCAAUCGCAAAGCCUGCAUUGUAAGGUCACCUUUGUAUUUGACAGUGCAUAGACACUCUCGUAUUUGUUUCUUUCAGAGGUUAAUAUACAGCUGGUGAUUUAAGACGCAUGUUUAAGGCUCAUACGACAUCAUUUGUGGAGAGAAACAUUCUGUGAAGAGGCACAGAAUGAGUUCGUCAUUCAUGAGAGAGAGAGAGAGUGUGUGGAUGGGGAGAAGGAAGGACACUGGCAUUGCAUCCAGUUUGCUGCUCCUGCAGUUGAGGAAGAUAUGACACAUCCCAGCUGCUGCUAUGCUUGCGAGCAGCCCCGCUACGCAUCGAGUUUUCAAAAGUUGAUGAAACCACGUAUUCAAGAUGUUGCAUACACGCUGAACUGGCCACGAGGCUAGCUGCAUACACGUUGGAUCGUACAAUCAUGAGCUCAUUGUAGUGCCGAUCAUGCUGGGUCACUUUAUGUAUGCAAAGUCUGUGCAUCGCAUUGUAAACUGCGACCUGUAAAUAAGUACAUACUGCGCAGUUAAAUUGAAAAGCAAAGAGCAUGCAGAAAGUGUUUUGCUUUUCUUGUUCAAGGCCUGUAUUGCAGGAGUAUGUAGUCCUGUAUAUACAGAAUGUGGCUAAAGUGUAUGGAAGUGUGGAAAGCAAGGGGAGUUGCACUGUGGCAAUUCCCGGUGCACCUUAGAGCUGUACAGCAGCAUGCAGCGUCACAGUGAGGUUGAAUUCUCGUGUGAAAUGCGUACAGCUUUGUAUUAUAACCACCAUGUUGGCCGCAGCAUCAUGUCAUGCGUUCUGUGUCAGUGUAAGGGCAAUGUUCUUUCGCUGUUGUCGCUUUCCUUUACCCAGUACGGCAAGACUACCUGCCAUAAGCUUUCCCUAAAAAAAAGAAAGAUAUUCCCUGUAGGCCUUUGUCUUGCACCAGUCCUCCCUCUUGUGUCAUCAGGUUUCAGAAGCCUAUAAGGUAGAUUGUCAGUGCGGUGUCAACAUAGGAACAUUGCUUUGUGUAACCAGAGCUUUGGAUAAGCAGAACUUUGGAUGCGAUAUCACGUGCUGCAGUUUACUACAAAACAUUCUCCAUGCAUUUACACUGUUCCCGCGAGCAACAGCUCCAAUAAUAGUAUUCGCUUAUGAAAAGCUAGGUCUAGGUCCUUGCUUAUGUUUUUUUUACCAAUCUUUUUUUUUUUUUUUUAUCAUUGCUCGCUUCUCAAAUGCAUUGUGAAAGAGGGUCAUAACCUUCACGAGAGAUCCCGACAGGAUGCGUGCAUCUAUACCGUCAACAAAUGCAACCUGAAGUCACGUGUACAGAUGCUGGCUGGCAUGUCACGCAACAAGGAGAUGUGCUAUAAAUCUCAAUUGUAUUCCUUUUCUUGCUCCGAGUUACAUGUGAGUUACAUGCAGUAAGACAAGGCUAUAUACCGUUCACUGUACGUGCCAGUUUCUUGAUGGAAACGACUCCUGCAUAAUAGAACUCGAGGAAGCCUAGACUGGUAGGUAAAAGACUGAACUGAUGCUGCCACAGAUGUGCCUCCAUGGAAGGAGCGAGGCCAUUUUAAUACGUGCCGGCGCGUCGCCUUACCUUCCCUCAAGUUAAAAGGGGUCGCUAAACUUAUGGAAAGCAGGCAAGGGUGAUUUUUGGAAACAUGUUUAGGGUUUUGGGGCAUCUCACAGUCAUUUUUCAAGGCGAGGCCAAGAAAAAACAAAAAAAGUGCUGGCAUAAUGCUAUAAAAUGUGAAUCAAUGUCAGUGUGGGAGGUUGGAUUUUCAGGAAAUGCAACUAUAAACAUGGAAGAGUCAUUAAUGCAUUUACUACACACACGUAGUGGACACGAAAAGUAGCCCUUUUGCAGUAAAUAAGCGGACCAGACAAUGUAUGCGUCGCAUGUUAACAUUAGAAUAGUUAGUAGUAGUUGUAUCUUCGCCGUCAUGCCUUUUUGCCGGUGGCCUGAAACCACUAUUAAUAGUGUACAAAUCUGCGCAGAAGUUAGAGGACAUUGCCCCCAUGGCGACUGCAAAUGCUUUUAAUGCAGUACACAAAUCAUGGCUGUCAGCUGUUCCAUUUUUGCGUUCUUUAUUGGGGGUGUGCAAAUAUUGGAAACUUUCAAAUAACGAAUCAAAUAGUCAGUAUUCAUAAAUGCAAAUAUUUUUCGAAUACCUUUAGAAUAUCUCAAAACGUCAACUGUGCCUAAAUAAACAUAAAAUUGGAGGAAAUGUACAGAAAAUGUUCACCCCCGUGGGCAUAUUAGUAUACACAUAAAACAUGAGAACUUGCGUAGUCGAGCAGGUGACGUCACUUAGGUAGCCAUACUUUAUAGGCUGUACAGCGAUAAUUUGCACUCUCUGAAGAGUUGUGUGCAUGUGAAAAAACUACUACUUUGCUCCUAAAGCUCCAUUCGUGCUUUUAGUAAACAAGGCUUCAUAACAUACUAUGUUAGUGCAGAAACUUGCUAACUUAAAGAAUACUGGGAUGUAGACAUCGUUUUAUAUUAAUUCUGAUGACGGCAGUUUGCCAUUAGAAAACUAUUUGAAAAAUAUUCUAUAUUUGAUUUGCUUCUGGCACUAUUCUAUUCGUAUUCGAUUCGGUCUCAAAAAUCACUAUUUGCACACCUCUAUUCUUUAUUAUUACGAAAAAGAGCAACGAUUUUCAUUGCUGUUUUGGGGAACUAGAGAUGGGGUCAACUCCAAAAGCAUUCGCAUAACAAAGAAAAGUUAAUGUAUAAUCAUGAGCAUUGAGUAAAGCUUCUAAACCAAUGCUGUCACACCCAAAAAAACGUGCUCAACAAGUAAAAUAGGCCUACAUAAUAUGUUUUUGCAGUUAUAUACAAGUAAAAGCAGGACAUCUCAUGCAAAAAUAAAAUGCUUUCUCCUCAGUUUACGACUAUCAGUGCUUGUUUGUUCACUUAAAUAUUGCGCAUACCUACUUUUUACUGCGACAGGUGCAUUGCACAUACCGUUGAACAGUUCCAUCUGAAACCUAACUUGUUAUUUUCUGAUACUCUGGAGUCAAAAGAAUUAGGAAGCUUUGUUGUCCAAAUACACCAGCUUUCUUAGAAGCAGACUUGAAUCCUUCAGGCUUGCGUAUACUGCGCGACACACACCGACUCUCACAUAGCUCAUAUCUUAUGAACAUGCUGCAACAGUUUAAAUAGGUGAACUGAUGUAUUUAACUAACCUCUUUUUCCUGGAUGGACAAGAUAUAAACAAAAUGAACCAAGGCUCAUCUAUGACUUGCAAAGUUUGGCAUUUUUGCAUGUUAUUUCAUCGUGCAGAAAAUAAGAAAUAAGAAGAAAGAAAGGGGGCACGUCUGCUUUUGAGGUAGACCAAUUCUAGUUGAACGUUCUGAUAAAGUGCAAAGAGUGAGAAUCUUGCUAUACGCAUAUUUUGUUAUUCAAAAACAGCAAUAAACCUGUCAUUUUCAUGCAUGGCACAAGGAGAAACAGCAAGAUAAACUUUUGUUUGUCCUAAAACGUUUGAACGCACCAAGUUUCAAGUUUCCAUCCAUUUUACAGGGCUGCAGGUAUGAAAGAGCCACAAAUUGGAAUGUUUAAGCUCUCGAAAAGGCUUUUUUUCAGAUUGUUUGCGAUGGGAUUCUCGCAACGGAGCAAAAUACUAUGAAGUUUCCGUUGACGAAGCCUCACGAAAAAACAUGAGAAAAGUUAACUUAGUUGCCUGAAGUGUUGAAUAUUGGCUGGAGUGGUCUUACCUUCCACUUUGAAAUUUUUUGGACGAGUUUCUGCACUCUGAUGUCGGUCUCAUCCUUUCCAACAUGCUUGGGAGUCUCGUACGCCCCACCACCCACAAUGUGCCGUGGUUGCUCAUUUUUGUUGUUGCUACUGCUGUUGUUGUUGCAUAAAACUGUGCAUGCGCUGUUGUUUCUUUGUGCAGUGAGUAAUUGUAAUAGCUUUCAUGAGAAAUCCUUGCUUGCGCUGUCUUAGUCGCCUUUUCUCAUUAAUCAUUCCCUUCAAGAGCGGUACAUUAGCUUGCUUGGGAUGUCGGAGAGCCAGUGCUUGGCUACCAUUACCGAGCUGGGAGAGUUCUAGAAUCAGUCGCACCAGAGGACACCGAGGAUACCAGAGGCACAACAAAGUGUGGACAAGGGUUUCCUUGGUGCUGGAGAAUGUGCGGCUCGUUGGUCUGGUCCCCCUUUUUGCUCCCCAGUGUCUAGCGAAUCUAGUCGUGCUUUGCACAUGCAAUCGUGCUCCUGCGAGGUCAUUAUGCCCCACGAGUGUCUUUUUUUUUCCCCUUCUGUAUAGAUUUUGUUUAUUUGCGUAACUUCGUGCAAAUAUGAGUGCUGCUCUUUUCCGCUGCAUCUUCUCUCUUUCAUGUACUUUGGUCCAAUUUUCAAGUGCACCGUCUCUUCGGGAAUCGUCUGGCCGUGCAUAUUGGCCAGUUAGUUUGUCGUACACCUUGCUCGGAAGCUGGAGCCUCCCAGAUGCGAGAAAUUUUCGAUGCAAAGACGGUGCUGCCCUGGAUAAACAAUUUUUUCGUAUACACAGAAGCGGCGCAUGGAUACAUGUGCAUCUUCCACGCCUGCUUGCAGCUGCCCCGUAAAAAGAAACAAUAUAAAGGACAUCCAAGUCGGCAUGCAGCCAGCCCAAAAUUCCUGUCGUGUAAUAAGGAAAGCCCGUGUUAUUUAUAUAGGGCCAAUGCUUGGCUGUAGCUGUCGCAUAGCUUAUUGCCCAUUUGACAAGCUUGAAUCACAUGCUUAUGUUGCAAUAUGUGCAGCAUGACAGAACAAUUUCUCGAAUUUGGGCACCUCCUCCCAAUGAAUAUAAUGUUUUACUCAGAGCUCUCCAAGGUGGACUACGGCGUGUGGCAAAACAUUAAGGCGGCACGAGCUGGUUCUUAAGCAAUAUGCUAACUAUCUGCAUUCAUAAAUCGUACUGCCUGCUGCUUAAGUUAGGCAGCUGAUUAACUUGCUUUAUUUGCAUCGUAUACUACCAACCGGUCACCGAAAGUUUAUUAAAUGUCGCAGACUUGAAAGCAGAAUGGUAAUGGAAUGGCUGAAGUGAAAGCAAACUGAGAAGGAGCCAUGCGAAAGAAAAUGCAAUUUUUUUAAAUGAAAAAUUGUGAGUCGGUAAUAAUGCAAGAACUAAGCCCCUUGUGCAUCUGCACUUUUCCAACAGCUAGCAGAAUGUGUUCAAAAUAAGUUGAACUUGAAUCAGUGAUACCACUAUAAUCUGCAACGCUUGUGGUAGGCACGGUAAAGUUCUACAACGCUCCCUUUUCCGUGGCUGUUCGAACAUGCUUGUCUGAUUGAGUCAUUUAUUUGUUUCUAUAAAAUUGCUCAUUUCAUUGGACAAAUUUGUUUGAAAACAGAUGUUGGUGGCCUAUUGAAAACUACAAGCUGUUGAAAUAUACAUCAGCACAGUGCUAAUUUGUACCAGUUGGAUGAAUAAAUGGCGUGCUUAAGCAGGACAAACAGACUACAGCAGCACUUGCCUAGCUGUGUUGGCUGUUGCAUCUAUGUACUAUCCAAUAGCUCUGUUUCUUUAUUCAUCCAAACAGCUGAAUUAUCGGAUCACAUUAGGUGAACAAACUAAUGAACAUCCCUGAAGUAUUACAUGUGGCUUCCAGCACCUGUUGAGGUUCAUGUAACUUAAAAGGUGUCCCUCUAUUAACUUGUUUGAGAGAAAAAAAAAAGAUGUAACAAACUGAAAUCGGAACAAUAUAUGUGUGAUGAGCCAACACCGUCUCUUCAAAAUCGCCCUCCGUGAAGAGCUCUGAUCAUAUCACUCACGUUUAUCCACACAACUUCCUUUCCCUUUCCCUGCAUCGUGACUUGGUGUGUAUACUAUUUAUGGUGUCUACUUCCAUAUGUUUACUUAGACGCGCAAAAGCGUACAUGCUUUUUGGUGAAUGCUAAAUCUGUCGAGUGAUGUCAUGGGUGCCUUUGAAAAGAGAGAGUGUAUGAAGUGAUAACAAAUAAAAUAUGAACACAAGAAUCCAGGAAGCGCAGCCGAUAUGCGAUUAGACUGCAAAUGAAAUCAAUGUGUGAAUAAAGCAUUGGUUUUUCUCUCUGG
Molecule: messenger RNA, 9984 nt
Organism: Dermacentor andersoni
Lineage: Eukaryota; Metazoa; Arthropoda; Arachnida; Ixodida; Ixodidae
Product: dual specificity tyrosine-phosphorylation-regulated kinase 4-like
Biological process (GO): peptidyl-serine phosphorylation; peptidyl-threonine phosphorylation
Cellular component (GO): nucleus; cytoskeleton; cytoplasm
Molecular function (GO): ATP binding; protein serine/threonine/tyrosine kinase activity; protein serine/threonine kinase activity
Source: RefSeq, a predicted model, not a curated record